This is a messenger RNA of Mangifera indica (mango), 2492 nucleotides long. Its product is annotated as putative wall-associated receptor kinase-like 16. Gene Ontology annotation, biological process: protein phosphorylation; cell surface receptor signaling pathway. Lineage: Eukaryota; Viridiplantae; Streptophyta; Magnoliopsida; Sapindales; Anacardiaceae. The record is from RefSeq and is a predicted model, not a curated record. The coding region runs from base 138 to 2381 and encodes 747 amino acids. The transcript is spliced from 3 exons. Gene Ontology annotation, cellular component: plasma membrane. Gene Ontology annotation, molecular function: calcium ion binding; protein serine/threonine kinase activity; ATP binding.
AUUUGUUGAUUCUGGUUAACUUCGGAAGCGCCAUGCUUGAGUUAGUCCAGUUGGUGGGUAGAGUAGUUAUUAUUACAAAAGCAGUAGCCAGCUGCAUAUUGAUCUGCACAAGAGAAAUAUAAUUCAUUACAGCAGCUAUGGCUUUGCACUCAACUCCUUCCCAACUCAUAUCCCUGGUGGAGAUACUACUGAUAGUUGCUACUGCAGCAACAGCAGUAUCGGCUAUAGCCAAACCUGGCUGUAACGAUACCUGUGGAGACGUCAAAAUCCCAUAUCCAUUUGGGACAACGUCUGAUUGUUACUUCAAUGAAGAUUUUUUCAUCAACUGCAGCUACCUUUUCAAUCCUCCCAAGCCAUUCUUGUGGCACUCAAAUAUCGAUGUUUCAAGCAUAGGCACGAACGGCAGUUUGGAGGUUCUGUUUGAUGUAACAAGUGACUGCUACGAUGUAAAAGGCAAACCCGACUACGUGAAAAGCAUUACCUGGUCGUAUUUAUAUAUCUCCAAAUUCAAUGUCUCCAACACCGAAAACAAGUUCACAGUCAUUGGCUGCGACAGUUAUGGUUACAUCAAAGGUUCUAUUGGUGACCAAAUUUACAUAACUGGGUGCAUGUCCUUUUGUGAGAAUGAAACCUCUGUGUACAGCGGAUCCUGCACUGGAAAUGGAUGUUGCCAGAUAGAUAUUCCUAAAGGCCUAACACAAAUCAAUGUGUCAGCAUAUAGCUUCAACAAUCACCUUUCAGUAUGGGAGUUUAAUCCAUGCACGUAUGCCUUUGCUGCUAAGAAAAACCAAUUCACUUUCUCCAGAGGUAACCUUCGCAAUUUAACACAAAAUCAAUUUCCUCUGGUGCUAGAUUGGACAAUACCUAUCAAUGAAACCUGUGAAGAAGCGAACAACACAUCAUGUUACGCUUGUAAGGAAAACUCAGAGCAUUAUGAACGUGAGGAUUACACAGGGUAUCUUUGCAGAUGCAACAACGGUUACGAAGGGAACCCGUACCUCUCCAAUGGUUGCCAAGAUAUCGAUGAAUGCUUGAAUUCAAACAACUGUACACAUACAUGCAUCAACACAGAAGGGAGUUAUACAUGCAAGUGCGACGAGGGCUUCCACGGCGAUGGAAGAAAAGACGGAGAUGGCUGCAUCCCUGAUACCAAUCAAUUUCCACUCAUCAAGGUUGCUCUGGGUGUUGGCAUAUCCCUUGUGGUUCUGCUUUUGAGUAGCGCUUGGCUCUACUUGGUUUUGAAGAAGAGAAAGCUCAUGAAACUUAAAGAGAAGUUCUUUCGGCAAAACGGUGGUAUCCUUUUAGAAGUGGAACUUUCAAAACGAGGUGGAUCUUAUCAAACAGCAAAAAUCUUUACAGCAGAGGAACUUCAAAAGGCUUCCGACAACUAUGAAGAGAGUAGAAUCAUUGGUCAGGGAGGUUUUGGCACAGUAUAUAAAGGAUUUCUAUCUGAUGGUAGUCCAGUUGCCAUAAAGAAGUCCAAAAUAAUAGAUAAAAACCAAACUGAGCAAUUUGUUAAUGAGGUACUUGUGCUCUCACAAAUUAACCACAGAAAUGUGGUCAGGCUUUUGGGUUGUUGUCUAGAGACUGAAGUCCCUCUACUAGUUUACGAAUUUGUCAACAAUGGUACACUCUUUGAGCACAUCCACAAUAAAGACAAGACGCCCACCAUUUCUUGGGAAACUCGUCUAAGAAUAGCUACAGAAACUGCGGGGGUCCUAUCCUAUUUGCACUCAGCCACCGCUACCCCAAUAAUACAUAGAGAUGUCAAGUCCACCAAUAUACUCUUAGACCACAAUUUCACAACCAAAGUGUCUGAUUUUGGAACUUCAAAGUUGGUUCCAACUGAUGAAACACAAUUGUCCACAGUGGUUCAGGGCACACUCGGAUACUUAGACCCUGAAUACUUGCAUACUAGCCAAUUGACUGAGAAAAGUGAUGUGUACAGUUUUGGAGUCGUCCUUGUGGAGUUAUUGACAGGGAAAAAGGCACUUUGGUUUGAAAAGCUUGAGGGGCAGAAAAGCCUUGUUACGUAUUUUCUAACUUCAUUGAAACAAGGUUAUUUGUUUGAAAUUUUUGAGAAUCGUAUCUUGAAGGAUGGGAAUGAAGAGCAGCUCAAGGAAGUGGCUCAACUAGCAAAGACAUGCUUAAACGUGAAAGGGGAGGAGAGGCCUACAAUGAGAGAAGUAGCAAUGGAAUUAGACGGAUUAAGAAAGAUGCAUAAACAUUCGUGGGUUAAUGCCCAAUUGAAUCAAGAAGAGACAGAGCACUUGCUCCAUGAUAACUCUAAUGUUCAUAAUUGUGGUGAUGGCAGUAGCAUAACUAUGGGUUAUGACAGCCUCAAAGACCACGCACUAGUGGUGCUCGACGACGGGAGAUGAUUAUUGCUGCAUGAUUAUACCAUUUCUCUUUUCCUAUGUAAUAAGGCAUUAUCACUUUCAAAGCUUGAACAUUUUAAAAAAUGAUUUAGUUGUUGCUUCAUGCAUUAGUUA